Molecule: messenger RNA, 3427 nt
Organism: Labrus bergylta (ballan wrasse)
Lineage: Eukaryota; Metazoa; Chordata; Actinopteri; Labriformes; Labridae
Gene: prmt8a
Product: protein arginine N-methyltransferase 8-B
Biological process (GO): peptidyl-arginine methylation
Cellular component (GO): plasma membrane
Molecular function (GO): protein-arginine N-methyltransferase activity
Source: RefSeq, a predicted model, not a curated record
CACACAGAGAGUGAAGCCUCUCCAACUUUCUGUGUGCAGGCGGCGUUCAGAGCUGUGUGAGGAUGGAGAGCGGAUAAACUGAGAACUGGCUCCAGAGGAGUUGCAUUAGAGAUGCCGGCCGAGGGGACGCUAAUGGUGCCAUGUGUUCACAAGAAAUUGGCGUGCACGUUUUGAGCCUCAUCAGAUUUCCGUGCAUGCACUCCGCGGAGAGUCUUUCCACACGGUGUGCCAGCAGUUGCUAUUUUUAGAAACAAUGUUGCAGUAGAGGAAUCAAUCAAACUGGGGCUAAAACAGUGCAUUCAUGACAAUCUGCUGCAGCCCUCUGAGAUUCCUAUCUGAGCUCACCGGGCCAUGCGACAGGAUGUUGCCUGUGUGUCUAUCCUAUCGCAGCUGAUGCCAAAUGAUGCCUUUUGCUCUGGUGCUCUUCAGGAAAGCACACCGGCGGACUGCAAACUUUUGCACCAUGGAAUCCGCUGCUCUCUCUGGCAACAGUGGCUGCAAUGCUUUUGGGACCUCAUGUAGUUCUUUCUCUUUUUGCAGUCUUAGAAUUUCUAAAGAACACUGCAGUUUGCGAUGUGAAUGAGAGUAAUUGGAUGAUAAAAGAGCAAGGAGCGUUGUGAUCUGACGAGAGGCGUUUUCUCAUCCUCUUUUACUUCUAUCGGGAGAGAGCUUAUUUUUGCUUGCUCUUAUGGGAAUUAAGCACUCGUCCCGCUGCAUGCUCCUCAGGAGAAAAAUGGCGGAUUCUGAGAGCAGUGAGCACCAACAGUCACUGCCACAGCCGAUCCGCAUAAUCCAAUCCCAGUCGGCACAGCCCACCUCGUUGCCCAAACCCGUGCCUUCCAUCCAGCACGCCCCGCGGCCUCCUCUCCCUCCUCACACCCCCCAUGCUGCCAGCCUGUCGAGCUGCCCUGGGAGGGGGAAGAUGGCCAAGUUCCUUAACCCGGAGGAGAUGACCUCUCGGGACUACUACUUUGACUCCUAUGCCCACUUUGGUAUACAUGAGGAGAUGCUGAAGGACGAAGUGAGGACGCUCACCUACAGGAACUCCAUGUACCACAACAAGCACGUCUUCAAGGACAAAAUAGUGCUUGACGUGGGGAGCGGGACCGGGAUCCUGUCCAUGUUUGCAGCUAAAGCAGGAGCUAAGCACGUGUACGGGAUCGAAUGCUCCAGUAUAUCAGAGUACUCCGAGAGGAUCAUCAAGUCCAACCACCUGGACAGUGUGAUCACCAUCUUUAGGGGGAAGGUGGAGGAGGUGGAGCUUCCUGUGGAGAAGGUUGACAUCAUCAUAUCAGAGUGGAUGGGUUACUGCCUCUUCUACGAGUCCAUGCUCAACACCGUCAUCUUCGCCAGGGACAAGUGGCUGAAACCUGGUGGAUUAAUGUUUCCUGACCGAGCGUCUCUGUAUGUGGUGGCCAUAGAGGACAGGCAAUACAAGGACUUCAAGAUCCACUGGUGGGAGAACGUCUACGGCUUUGACAUGACCUGUAUCCGCAACGUGGCCAUAAAGGAGCCGCUGGUGGACGUCGUGGACCCCAAACAGGUGGUUACCAACUCCUGCCUUAUCAAGGAGGUGGACAUCUACACGGUGAAGGCGGAGGACCUCUCCUUUACCUCAACGUUCUGCCUGCAGAUCCAGAGGAACGACUACAUCCAUGCACUGGUCACUUACUUUCACAUUGAGUUCACAAAGUGUCACAAGAAGACCAGUUUCUCCACAGCACCAGACUCUCCGUACACCCACUGGAAGCAGACAGUGUUUUAUCUGGAGGAUUAUCUGACGGUGAGGAGAGGAGAGGAGAUUACAGGCAGCAUCGCUAUGAAGCCUAAUGAGAAGAACUCUCGGGACUUGGACUUCACCUUUGAGCUGGACUUCAAGGGGCAGCUGUGCGAAGCAGCCAUAGCACACGACUACAAGAUGCGCUAAGUGUGACGGGAGGACCUCGGUGCCCCACUGAGUGUGAACCGCUGAGCACCAGAGGGAGACAGAGACGCUCCCAUGACUGCAGACGGACACACUGGGUGACGAAGGAGAGGGAGACGAGGGCCGAAGAUGGAGGCCCGACAGCUGACAGUUUCACUAUCGUCUCCACAGUGCAUGAUGGAGUCAGGAAGUGACUGGUUCUGACUGUUUAACAACCCUGAAUGUAACACUGAUGAAACGAGGCCCAGAGUGUUCUCUAGUCUGGAUGAAUGUUAUUGAUUCUUGAUGUUCUGUGAGAUGGAGUGGUGUACCUGUGUGCUUUGUUCAGUAGCUGUUUUCUGCAAUAACCUGGAGUCGAUUGUAGGCUUCAAGUUGACAAAACAUUUAAGGUGUAAAUCUUCUGUUAUAUUACGUGUUGUUGAGACUGGUUAACAGAGAAACAUUUUGAUUUCUAGUUGUUUAAAUGGUUCGAUCCAAACCGCCAAGGACAACCCCCGAGUAGGUGCGUGUAUAGUCAUGUGAAAGGUACUGUGUUUGCAUAGUCGGUGUCGUCGUAGCUUCCUGUGAGUGUGUAGUAGACGAUGUCGAGGCUCACAUUGUUGCACAGCUUGGACUCCACAUGUGCGCCGUGAUGUUGACAUGCCAAUAACAUACUUUACCUUUCCCCCCGUCCUCAAUGCCUUGACCAAGUGCCGAAGCGUACCUACUGCUUUUCUGCAUUGCUGCAUUUAGCUUUUUUCAAUUCUUCCGUAGAUAGACAUUUUUCAAGGUUAAAUAUCAUUAUAAAACAAUCAACAUUUGGACAUGAUGCAGGCUGUAGAAGUCCUUUCCCCUACAUAUAUCUUAGUAUGUCCUAUCCAUUAACUCUGUAUGCAUAUAGUAUCACAUAAAAAAAAAGACGAGGUCAGCGUCACAUUAUAGCAUGAGAAUUUAACUUUAUUGUUUAACACUUGUGUCCUUGUAAUAAGAUCUUUUCAAAGGAAAGGAGAAACUGGAGGAGUCGUGGAGAGAGCAUUACUGCAGCCUGGGGCGCCAGUGGCCUAGUGGUUAGUCCCCAUAUGUGGAGGCUGUUGUCUUUCAAGCGAGCGGCCUUGGGGGACAAACAUAUCCAGUUAGGAUGUUAAAAAAUCUGCCAAACAGAGAAACAGUCUUGUUAAAAAAACAAUAUUUCUAAUUACAUGAUAAUCAUCUUACUAUGAAUACUCUCUUGGUGAAAAAAAACAGAUUCAACAAUUUCAAUUUCAGCAUCAACAAAUGUCUGCUGUGUGGCUGCACAUUUCUUCACCUCUGAUUACAAAUGAAUAAUAAACUACCUUGUAAUUGUUAGAGUUCAGCAGAGUUACCUGGCUGCUGGGUUACACUGGGGACAUACAGACAUCGUCUCACAUCUCCUGUGCUCUUACUGACAUCGUUGCCAAGGAUCGCUGUAAGUUUGUGUUUUUUUCUGGAGAUGUGGAUCCAGGCAAAGAUGACCUUUACAACCUAUAAUUCUUAUUUUUAGUA